AUGAUAUGUUUACCUGAUGAAAAUAAUGAGGUAUCACCGGAUGAAACAAAUAAUAAUAACGGCCUAAAUAAUCAAAUGGUGUGUUUACCUGAAGUUGACACGGUGCCUCUGGUCGCUGAAAAUGGUGCAUGUCUCAAUAAUAACAAUGAUUGUUCUUCGAUUUUAUCAUGCAAUUACAACCAUGAUGAUAACAUGACUGAUGGAAAAAUGGUGUGUUCACCCAAAAAUAUUAUUGAUGUGGUGCCAAUAAUUACAGAAGAUGGCGUGUAUCUCAACCAAGGCGAAGAAGAGACAAUAUUUGAUUGUUCGUUUCAGCAAAAUGAAUAUCAUGAACUGCUUCCACUAAAUGUUCAGUUGCCUGAGCAGCCUGUUAUAUUGCCACAAUCUUCCUGUAUGCAAUGUUCUUGUAAUGGUAGAAAGGAAUAUUCGGAAAAUGAAUUCAUAAUUGCGGAAUAUUCCGACAUUGCAAAAAACGCUGCUGACGAUGAUCUUCAUGCCUCUUCAAACUCCUCAGAAGAUGAAUAUAAACCAAAUUCUGACGAUGAAUCCUUUUUAGAUGAGGAAGAUGAGACACUCAUUGAGUCAUCGAUAUAUCAUGAUGCUAGUACUGUCAGAGCUACAGGAACUCCUAACGAAGGUAUUUUUCCUAUUGGAGAACGACCGGUUGUUCUAGAAGAUGAAAACCAUAAGGAAAAUGAGACAGAAAAUUUUGCAAUUCAAAAUCAUGAAGUUCAAAAUAAUGAAGUUCAAUACACAAAAUCUGGAGAAAUACGCAAGAGAAGAAAAAUUCAAGUGAAGCCCUCUGAGAGAAAACAACAGAGACACGAAUCUAAUAGAAAUAAACAUCCUGUUCUCCCACCAUGCAGAAAUAUUUGCAAGAAUAAAUGAUGCAGAGAUGUCAUAAAUGAGACACCAGACAUUCUCUGCAUCACAUCAAAUUUGAACUUGUCUCAAUCAAUAUCAACAGUCGAUUCGACAUCUAAAUGGAGAAUGAAAAAAUUCAGUCGGCAAGAGAGACAAAAAAGAAAGAGAGAUAAUGCUUCGGUCAGUAAGGGUCAAUCCAUACUGACCACAUUUUAUUUGGUGAUUCCAAGAAUGAAUGAAUUCAUGGAAGAACUUCCAGAUGAAGUGAAUAAAGAUUUCUCGAAUAACAUUGGGAAUUAUUGUACAACAAACUCUAAAGCUCUCGAAUUAUUGCUGAAAGCCGCCGAAAAAAAUGCUCAAAAAAAAACCGGUAAGAGAUUCGAUGCAGAAAUAAAACUAUUUUCCACCUAUUUAUACCUUACUGGUGGCUGUCUCCUGUAUGAAACUUUGUACAACAACUUCAAAGCUUCAUUACCAUCGCUCUCCACAAUCAGACAAAAUCUUCAAAAUGACUACAACUUAUGUGAAGGAAAAUUGCGGUUUAUUGAGUUGAAAGAAUACCUUCUGAAACACAAUUAUCCAUUGGAUGUAUGGAUCAGCGAGGAUGCUACUGCCAUUACAGCACAAGAAAAAAAUCUUUCGCAUAAUUUGAAUGAGACACCAGGAAGGAAAAAUAAUCUCGGUAAUGAUACAAUGAUGGAUGAUAUGGAAGAUGAUCAGAAUAUUUUGAAUGAUAUGGAAGAUGAUCAGAAUAUGUUAAACAUGGAUUCUGACACCAAUAGAGAAACAAAUACGUUUUCAGAAAUUACUGUUAAGAAAGGCACUCUCUGUUGGCUCUUGGACAACAAAAACCCUCGACUGAGUACUGACAGACUAGAGCGAGUCAGGGGUCCUAAAUGUGCGAGCGAAGUUUUGUCUCGAGUUUUACCAAAAAAAGCCCCAGCUACCAAAGAAAGAAAGAGGCGAUCAUCAGGAACAAGUACUGGAAGUGUAUCACUGUCAUCACCCUCCUAUGCAGAUAGUGACGAGAGUGAAACAUUUUCCGACUUGGAAAACGAUAAAUCCGCGGGUCCGGAAGAAACAGGAGACGUGUUUUUUUUUCCCGAGAAAUAUUAUUCCGUUGCAUACAAAGAGAAUUGGUAUAUUGGAAGAAUUUUAGAAAUUACCAACAAUGGGUUGGUAAUUAAAUUUCUCAAAUACGACUUAGACAAAUAUAUUUGGCCACAGUCAGAAGACAUUCAAACUGUAGAGGAACGAAAGGACCAGUGCCCAACUUGCACUGCAUACCAAUCUGCUAAUCCUGAAACAAAAGUCACACUUGAAGAGAAGUAUAACCUUCACAUUGAUUUGAAGAACAGGGCUAGGAAGGAGAAAAAUUCAGACAAGACUGCCGCGAGAUCUGAUAAUGAGAGAGUACAUUCAUGUAAUUUUGAUCUACAACAGGUAUUGUAUGUUCCAACAGACGCUACAAAUCCCACUCUUUUCUAUAAAACAAAGUUAGCUAUGUAUAAUUUCACCAUCUUCAACUGUGGUGAUAAUACAGGAAAAUGCUACAUGUGGACUGAGGUAGAAGGUGCUCGUGGACCUUGUGAAAUUGCAUCAUGUUUAUUCCAUCAUUUGAAGAGCCUGUCUGCAACUACUAAAGAUGUCAGAUUAUUCAGUGAUACAUGUGGAGGUCAGAAUAAAAACCAAUAUGUGGCUGCUAUGUUCAUUUAUGCAGUACAGGUUUUAUCAAUAGAAGUCAUAGAUCAAAAGUUCCUCAUUUCAGGACAUAGUCAGAUGGAAUGCGAUUCAAUGCAUGCUCGUAUUGAAAUCGCUUCUAAAAAUAGACCAGUAUAUCUGCCACAUGAAUGGAUGACCAUUGCUAAGAAUGCGAAGCAAAAUGAACCCAAAUAUCAAGUUUUUGAUAAGAAUCAAAUUGGUUUCCUUGACUGGAAAGCUCUAGCAAAAAUGAUCAUGGUAAAUCGCAACAAGGAUGAAAAUGGAGACACAUUAAACUGGCAUCAUAUUAAAUGGAUAAGGUACGAAAAGCAGAGUCCUUUGGUCAUGAAGGUGAAAACUGUAUUCCAUGAAGAUUUCCGUUCGAUCUCUGUUGUCCCACGUAGAGGUCGCCGAGUCACUAUUAAUGCCAUGGAGAAAUGUUUAAAACCUCUACAGGAACAGAAAAGGAAAAUUUCAGCAAUGAAGCUAAAGCACUUAGAAGAAAUUUGUAAAUCUGGUGGGGUACCAGAUGACUGCAAACAAUUUUUCAGCAGUCUGAUUGCUGAUGAGGAUGUACAAGACCAAACUCUUAUUCCAGAUGUCAAUGAUGAUGAAGAUCAUGAAUUUUUUUCUCAAUAAUCUACGAAUGUUUGGAUUAAAUUUAAUGUCUAUCUUAUAUUAUGAAUAAAAAUGUUUGUGUCAAAUAUGGCUAUCUGACUUUUUUUUUCAAAAUUCGUGUGACAUAAUGUCUCAAAAUGUUAUUAAUGACGUCAAUGUACGAAGAUAUACUGAAAUAUACCCUAACAUAUUAUUCAUGGAAUAGUUCAAACUCAUAUUUUGAAAUUCGAUUUGAUGGAGCCGUCCGAAGUUUGAAAAUCGUUUCCUGAGAAUUCACGAUUUAGUAGAUAGCCACCUAUGGAAUAUAACCAUCGAAAUGUUGUUCAACUCUUGAAAAGUAAAUCUCCAUAUGUAGAAGUCUUAGUAAAUGAAGACAACAUUUUGGAAGGAAUAUAUUUUCAAGAUGAAAUAAUGAAAAAUAACUUCAAAGCAUAUCCUGAACUUCAUGCUAUGUGAAAGUAAUAGAUUUCUAGAACAUAACGAAGAUAUUGAUUUGUUCAACACCACCAUAAAAAAAAUCAAGUCGAUUUACUCACAGUAGUCAUCCUUACUCAUGUAUAAAUAUAGAAAUUUUAAUAUGUCAAUUUUAAUAUGUUAUGAAGUUUGUGUAUGUUGUGAUCAUGAUGUAUGAUCUUAUGUGCAUUCAUGUACUUAUUUUAGCUUUAGCUUAGUGUAGGUCUAGGAUAGUGUUGUCUCUGUUUUUUUUUUACCUUGCAUGUAAUUACCCCUUUGGGGUGUUUGUAAGAAGUACAUAAAAUAAAAAAUAAAAAAUAAAAUAAAAUAAUUCUGAUGGAUGCAACUUAUGAAUUGAAUAAUUUGAAAAUGCCACCAUAUAUCAUUCUCACUAUAAAUGGAAAUGGACAGGGUCAAGUUGCCUGCACAUUUUUAUUAGCAAAUGAAAAUUAAGAUACCAUUGGACAUAUGGUGAAAAUAUUCAAAAAAUUCAAUGAUGAGUGGCAAAACGUCAAUACUAUUAAGACUGACAAAGAUUUUAAAGAAAGGAAAGUGUUGGCAGACAAUUUUCCAAAUGCUCACAUAACUUUGUCUUUGUUUCAUACUUUGAAGUGAACGAACAUAACAUGUGAUAAAAUGAAAAUAAAUUCUAGUCAAAGAACACUUUGCCUCAAAUUGUUACAAAAAAUCACAUGAUACAGAGUAUGAAAAUAAUCGGGAAGCAUUACUUAGUACAGGUUGUAGUAAAGUGAUUGAUUAUUAAAACAAAAAUUGGCACCCCAUUAAAAAUGAAUGGGUUGAGGGAAUGAAACAUAAAAAUCUCACAUUUGGUAUUAGUACAACUAACCAUCUAGAAUCACUUAAUCAAAAAAUUAAGCAAGUCUGAAGUUAUAUCAAAUAAUAUGACUAAUUUUCUAAUAGAACCAGAAGUGAACUUAACAAUAAUUGAAUAACAUUUUUCCAAAACAACUUUCAGUAAAUUAAAGGAGAUAAUCAAAUAUCUGAAGGAGAAACAAGAUAUCCAAUAUUCUUGUGCAAUUUGUGAAAAUAAUUCAACUGCAUUAUCUGUAAAAUGUGAUGGUUGUUUAUUAUGGGUUGAUUUUUCUUGUUCAGGUUUAACUAAAAAACCAAGAAAAAAUCAAAAUUGGUUUUGUGUUAACUGUACCCAUCAGUGAUUUAUUGAUAUGAAUAUAAUUAUACUUUUUUUUAGUUAGGUAGGUAAAACAUAUUCUAAUCAACCUUGUGUAGGUAUUAUUAGUGAUAUGAGAAUACAUUACCAAAGAAGUCUCUGUUUAGUUUAUGAAUAUUUUGUUUUGUUUUGAAAAUAUAUUUU
Messenger RNA from Phaedon cochleariae (mustard beetle), 4969 nucleotides. NCBI's taxonomy places the organism in Eukaryota, Metazoa, Arthropoda, Insecta, Coleoptera, Chrysomelidae. The record is from the annotation of a GenBank genome assembly.